This is a messenger RNA of Peromyscus californicus insignis, 3436 nucleotides long. RefSeq names its product pyroglutamylated RFamide peptide receptor (gene Qrfpr). The transcript has 6 exons. Gene Ontology annotation, biological process: G protein-coupled receptor signaling pathway. Gene Ontology annotation, molecular function: neuropeptide Y receptor activity. Gene Ontology annotation, cellular component: membrane. The record is from RefSeq and is a predicted model, not a curated record. Lineage: Eukaryota; Metazoa; Chordata; Mammalia; Rodentia; Cricetidae. Bases 217 to 1464 code for a protein of 415 amino acids.
CCUCCUGUGGCUCUGUGAGGUUUCUGCAGUUUCCGUGGACCUCGGCGCCUGGCUGGGAACUUUCUUAGAACUGCUAACAGUUUGGCUGGCGGCACUGACUUUGCCCUAGUCACCGCCAGCUUCCCUCGCGCGGCUCGCACUGCGGCGGCGCUUCUUUCCCGCGCCUCCCCGGCCCUGGCCACCCCACGCGCGGACGCCGCGGUUGUGGAGCCCAGCAUGCCGUGGAACUUGACCGCGGAGCAGCUCUCGGCGCUGCUGCGGCUGCACAACCUGACUCGCGCACAGUUCAUCGCGCGCUAUGGGCUGCGGCCACUGGUGCUCACCCCGCAGCUGCCCGCACGCGCCAGGCUGGCCCUGCUGCUCACCGGCCUGCUCAUCUUUGCCCUGGCGCUCUUCGGCAACGCCCUGGUGGUCUACGUGGUGACCCGCAGCAAAGCCAUGCGCACCGUCACCAACAUCUUCAUCUGCUCCCUGGUGCUCAGCGACUUACUCAUCGUCUUCUUCUGCAUCCCGGUCACCAUGCUCCAGAACGUCUCGGACACCUGGCUGGGGGGUGCCUUCAUUUGCAAGAUGGUCCCGUUUGUCCAGUGCACUGCCAUUGUGACAGAAAUCCUCACUAUGACCUGCAUUGCCAUGGAAAGGCAUCAGGGACUUGUCCAUCCUUUUAAAAUGAAGCGGCAGUACACCAAUCAAAGGGCUUUCACAAUGCUAGGUGUGGUGUGGCUGGUGGCCAUCAUCAUAGGAUCACCCAUGUGGCAUGUGCAGCGACUUGAGGUUAAAUAUGACUUCCUGUAUGAGAAAGAACACAUCUGCUGCUUGGAGGAGUGGAGCAGCCCCAUGCACCAGAGAAUCUACACUACCUUCAUCCUUGUCAUCCUCUUCCUUCUGCCCCUCCUGCUGCUGCUCAUCCUCUAUGGUAAAAUCGGUUACGAGCUUUGGAUCAAGAAAAGAGUCGGGGAUGGCUCGGUGCUCCAAACUAUUCAUGGAAAAGAAAUGUUCAAAAUUGCCAGGAAGAAGAAGCGAGCUGUGAUCAUGAUGGUGACAGUGGUGGCUCUCUUUGCUGUGUGCUGGGCGCCUUUCCAUAUCGUUCACAUGAUGAUUGAAUACAGUAAUUUCGAAAAGGAAUAUGAUGAAGUCACAAUCAAGAUGAUUUUUGCCAUAGUGCAAAUAAUUGGAUUUUUCAACUCCAUCUGUAAUCCCAUUGUCUAUGCACUUAUGAAUGAAAACUUCAAAAAAAAUUUUGAGUCUGCAGUUUGCUGUUGCAUAGUAAAAGAAACGUUCUCUCCAGCAAGGAGGCAUGGAAGUUCAGGAGCUAUGGCUAUGCAGAGGAGAGCAAAGUUAGCUGGCAGAGAGAAUCCCGUAGAGACCAAAGGAGAAACAUUUGGAGACAGCAACGUCAAUGUCAAGUGGUGUGAACAGCCAGAGAAGAAGAAAAAAUCGCAAGUGGCAUCUUGUCCUCUUUAGUUCUGAAUUUCUGAGAACUCUGCUGUGGACAGGGACGUUAAUUGUUAACAGUAUCUUCAGAAUCAGUACCUGUCAUACUGUAAUGGAAAGAAAAUUAUUUUGAGAAAAAGUAGAGCUUUCAUAUUAAAAAUGUUGACGAGCACUUGAAAGGUUGAGGCAGGGGAAUCAGUUUAAAGUAAUCCUCAGCUGCAUAAUGAGUUUUAGGAUAACCUGGGGUACAAGAGACCCUGUCUCAGGAAGCCAAAAUAAUAACAACCAAACUUGCUAAUGAUGGUGACAAAACAUUUUUCCAUUGAAAAUACAUAAGAACUACAAUUUUGAAAACUUAUUGGGCCAUUAUUGUGAUUACUAGGUGUAGUUUUUUUGUUUUUUGUUUUUUUUUUACUUUUUAAACAUUUUUUGUUUUUAUUUUAUGUGUUAUGAGUGGCUUAUUUGCAUAUAUGUCUGUGUACCACAUGCAUGCCUGGGUGCCUACAGAGGCCAGAAGAGGGUAUCCAAUUUUCUGGAAAUGGAGUUACAGAUGGUUGUGAACUGCUACAUGGAUCCUGGGCAUCAAACCCAGGUCCCCUGGAAGAGCAACCAUCUCUCCUGCCCUAAAGUGGAGUUUUAAAAAUCUUGUAUAAAAUUCAAUAUUCUUGGCUAGUAACUUUUGUCUGUGUGGUCAAUGUGAUAUGACUUUCUAUGUAUUGCUAAAUUGAGUGAAAACAUCAACAAUGCAUCUUCUUCCUAGAAUACUAAUUUAGGAGUUGAGCAUCACACAUGACUGUUGAAGUUACACUAACUCUUUUGCAAAUGAAGCCUGUACCAAAGCCAGUAAGCCCAAGAAGAUGGAGAAGCAGCCAAGGGUACAGCUUAGCGAUCUAGAACAUGGACUGGAGUUUCUCACAGCCUGGGUGACCAUUUCUGUGGUGACUGGCAAGUCUCUUAUUGUUUUUUUUGUUUUGUUUUUUGUUUGUUUGUUUUGUUUUGUUUUUUUGUUUUUUGUCUCUUGUUUGUUCUUGUGUAAACUGAAGUUGAUACCUGCUCUGCUUCAUGAAGUCACUUUGGAAACUAGACACAAUUAGAAAAGUAUUUUGAAGAAUAAAGCAUUCUUGUCUUCUGAAGGAAUGUCCUGCUCAUGUCCCUACUUGCCCUCUUCCUGCUCUGAGUCUUGUCUUGACCCUGUCCAACUUGUCACUAAUACAUCCGCUUGGUUUCUCUACUCAAAAGAAUAGCUUGAGGAACCUCAUGUAUUGACGGAACAUACACACUAUACAUAUAUACAAAUACGCACAACUAUAUAGAUGCAUGUAUAGAUGGUUUAAAAUACAAAUAUUUGUAUUAUUAAACCAUUUAUUUUCACUAGUGAGAUGAAUAACCUUUCUUUAAUAAAGUGUAAUAGGAUGAUGAGGGUAUAACUAAACACUACCUGUGAAAUUCUGCUGUCUUGGGACUGCCCCUAAGAGAUGGGUCAGGAUACUCAAUAGACUUAUCGACCCAGAUUUCUUCCCUCAAACCCUCUCUUUGGUCUUCUAACUCCCACAUAUCACAGACUCAGAGGCCACCAUCAGAACAUAGCACCAUUUCCCUUCCAGCCUCUAAGAUUUUCAAAGCCUAAUCAUAGCCUUGUAGCCUAAAUGUUUCUUCUGCCUCCAGUUUCCAGUCUUGAUUCCUCUUCAGCUGCUAACAGAAAUGCCAAGAACACUGAGGCUGCUUUGCGGUUUAAGCUUUAAGACCUGGGAACCAAAAAACUCUGGCCACCAGCUCCUUGGUACAGACUGUUUGUGUAUCAGUGAAGCACGUGUAGAAAAGAUGAAGAUGAAAUAAUGUGUGGUAUUGGGGGAGGGGAAAUGCCAAUAUGACAGGGAAAUUAGCAAAUAAAAGAGAGGGAGGCUGGUUUAUGUGUUUGGGAUUGGAUUGUUUGGGUCCUGUUGUGAACUGUCUGCCUGUGUGUCUAGUUAUCCUGUUGCAAAGCAGCUGCUCAUUAAACACC